This is a messenger RNA of Thamnophis sirtalis, 6996 nucleotides long. The record is from RefSeq and is a predicted model, not a curated record. NCBI's taxonomy places the organism in Eukaryota, Metazoa, Chordata, Lepidosauria, Squamata, Natricidae.
ACCACCAAUUAACAUUUCACUUCCGAUUUGCAGGAAUUGGGUAGCCUUGGUGCAUUAGGUACAACUUCUGCGCUAUGGGAAAAAGAAACAAGAGGACAGCAGAUAGUUCGUCCUCUGAAGAAGAGGAGGAAUAUGUUGUGGAGAAGGUUCUAGACAGGCGUGUUGUGAAGGGUCAAGUGGAGUAUCUUCUCAAGUGGAAAGGAUUCUCUGAAGCACCGAUAUUGCCAGGGGCUUUGAAAGAGGAUUGGAGCCAGAAAAAAUCAUCGGAGCCACAGACUCCUGCGGAGAUUUAAUGUUCCUAAUGAAAUGGAAAGACACAGAUGAGGCUGAUCUGGUUCUAGCAAAAGAAGCCAAUGUGAAGUGCCCUCAAAUUGUGAUAGCAUUUUAUGAAGAAAGACUGACCUGGCAUGCAUACCCAGAAGAUGCUGAAAACAAAGAACGGGAAGCAGUGAAAAGCUAAAGUGGCUGGGGUUCUCUGUCCAUCCAUAAUUGUACAUAUCCACCCCCCCCCUUUCCCUCUGCCCAAAUGCAUCCAUGGAAAUGUGCUUAUUACUGUGCUCGACAGGAGAAAUGUUGAUAUUGGUUGGUUUAGUCAUAACAUAAAUGGUGUGAGUCACGUUUGGUUUCCCUCCAGGAGAUUGACAUGCAGUGUGGAGUUCUAUCACCCCAUCAUUAAUAACAAUAAUGGUUCUUGUUUUUAAAGCGUCCUCAGAGCCUCUAGGCCUUUUCUUCCUGCCUGGCUGUUUAGUUCUGCCCAAUCAUGUUCUGUGUAGAGAAUUGUUAAGCAUCAUAGUUACUGAUUUAAAAAUGGCAGGAGCUCCCUGAAUUCAGGACAGACUCAACUGACCUAGCCCAGGCUUUGGAUUCUCAGAUCACCAAAAUAACAAGCAAGCUAGAUCUUGGGGAAGGGGGAAGGGCUUUUUCUAGUUUCUUUUAAAAUUGCUAACAUGUUGCUUGAAUUGCAUUCAAAAUGUUAGGUAGCCAUUUUCACCCAAAUUUUCUAACUUCAGGUCAGAAUAGGAACCUUUCGAACAAAUAAAAAUUAGUUGGCAAGGGUAACAUCCCUCUUUUGACCCUGUAUUUCUCAUCUUAUUCCUUUCAUUCCUGCGUAUCUCUUCCUUAUUACUGGUGCUAUUUGGAUGACAUGUUUAGUUAGAUUAUAAGGGUAUCUAAUUAAUCAUGUGUGUACUCCAAAAAUUGAGUUAAUCAACCCAUUGCCUAUCCUGGCAACAAGUCCUUCCUCCUCUUCCCCCCCUCCCCCGCCACGACUGUUACUUACUAGACAAUUAACUCCCUCUUUUAACAGCUGUGAUCAAAAUGUACUCCUAGAGAAGCCCUAUAAAAUGCUCCUUCUGUGGGCAUUCCAUUUCUAUAGUCCUUUUGAUUUUUCAUUCAUUGCACUCCAGGUGUGUAUGUUGGGAUGUUUAACUCUGUGAAUCUGCAGUGACACCAACCUUAAUUGCAUUGUGCCAACUCUCUUUUAAAUUUACUUUCCCAAGGGGUGGAGGGUACAGCAUGAAGUAAGAAAGUAAGUGAUGCCUCCUGUGAGGACUAAAUACAGUGUCACUGAAUGGCCAUCUCUGUCAUUUGGGAUCAUGUGCCCUGAGUGUGCCAAUGUGAAUUAAUUGGCUUAAAGAGAACUGGAACAUUCAUGUUGCACAAAUAGGGCCUUUGUGUUAUGUAGGUAAGUAGAUCAGCCAAACAUCGUGUCAUACUUGGAAUCUUUAAAUAAUUCCUUUUUCCUUUAAAAAAAUUGAUUUGUUUAUGGGCUCUCAGUUGUAUCUUUAGAGACUUUCCCACCAUAUUCUCUGUGCUCUUUCAUCCUAGUAUGUCAAUUCAUAACAUUCGUAUCUGUAAAAUAGAUUUUACAGAUAAAAUACUUUAGCAAUUUAGCCAAAAUACCAUGUUAUAGAAUAAGGAUAUAUUGGACUGCAAAUCCAAUUAUCCUUCACUGGCUAUGCUGGAUGGGAAUUGCAGUUCAUGAACAGCUGGAGGGUCAUACAUUGCCUGUCCCUGGUUUGGCAUGUUGACCAUUAAUAAAUGCUAUUUCAGCAGAGGCUUUCUAUCUUGUUCUUCAGCUCCAGGACAGGGUAACAGAAAGCAAAGGCCCUUGGCAGAGCCCUUUCACGUGACAAAGCCCAUGCGUAUUUUAUUUCAUGUGUAAUGCCUGCAUUGUGUAGCAUGGUUGGGAUUUCAUUUUCAUAUUCCACUCCUGCAGACUCACUUGGCUGCAUCAGCUUUGAAAAGUGCCAGUCUCCUACUACAGUAUCUGAAUUUCUGGAUACCUCACAAUGGACUGAUACUAGUAAGAUUUGAUAGGAGCUUGGCUCAUUACUAAAAUGGUACAGGCUAUUUUAAAAUGGACAGUAGUCAUUAACAUGAAUUCAGAAUCUGAAUUCAUGCGCUUUGGUCUCUGCUGCUUUAUCAGUACUUUUUUUUAUAUAUAGUGAGGAGAGAUGCUCUUACCCAUGCUUGAUCAGAAAAUCCCACCACAACUUACUUCAUUUCUGCAUUGUUGAAUUUCUUUCCUUUUGUUUAGCAAGCAGAUGAAGUAAAUUGCCCUCUUCCAUUUACAUCUUUUGUACCCUGAUAAUCCAUCAGGAAUUGCAACUGGGCAUGGUGUGAUGUAGCAUGACAUGAAUUACAUCUGUGACACAACUAAUGAUUCAUAUGAUUGAUUAAGCCCAUGGGGUUGUGGGUCAUACAUGACUUCACAAGUAACAAUAACAAUUUUGGUAAAUGCCCAGCAUCAGAAAAUUGGUGGCAUUUUUAUUUUGGUGGAUUUCCCUAGAUUCAGUUGAUAGUUGUACUUUUGUCAACCACAUCAAGAUAAAACAUUUAUGAAACAUGUAUUCUAAUUUGUUUGGAUUCCAUGUAUGUAGUUUAAGAAUCUAUUUUGCAACCAGUCCAUCUUUCAGUGGUUUUGAGGCAGGUUUGCCUUUAAAAUAUGCAGCCCCCAUGACUUUGCUCAGCAUAUUCUGUUGGAACUGAAUAGAUUUUUACUGUUUGCUUUCUGAGUGGGGAUGGGUGACACUUUUAAGAAUUUACUUUGAAAGAGAUUUUUUUGAAAGAAAUGCCCUGCUGCUAAAUUAAUAGAAAUACCUUUCUUUUCUAGAAUCCUUAUUUGGUGCAGUCUUUUUCAACAAUGUUAAACACGGUAUGUGUGAAAGUUCAGACUAGAUUGGACAUUAGCUUUGCAUUUUUUAUUCCACUUGAAAGCUGCCACAUAUAGACAGAAGCAUAGCUGCCUGCAUUUGGCUAAUGGCCAGCUAUUGCUCUUGAAUCCCACUGAACUUCUUAAUUUUUGACUAUUCGUUCUUCAGUGUUGGGGGUGUUUUCAUUCAUUCCUCAACCACAUGAGCUGGAAGAGGACAGCAGUUGCAAAACAGGAUUUGGGAAGCUAUAUGGAUUUAACUGUUUGCAUGUGAUUUGUACCACUUACAUACUGAAUAAAUGAUUACUUGAGGGUUUUUUUUUUUAGUCAAGAAGAGUCUCGGGUUCUGAUUUUUGCAUGUGACUCUCAAAUGAGAAGAAUAUCCCUUUCAUCCAUUAUGCUUCACAGAAUACUAGUUACCCUGCCCCACUCCCUUGGAAUUCUCUAAUUUCUGUUUGACAGCUGGAGAGGUCAAAUUAUUAUGUAUUGUACGGCUACUAUCAAGGAUAAAAGACAAUUUACUAAUAGCCAUCUGUCUGAAAUGAAGCAACACAUAAAGAUCCCUGGGUGUUCCACAUCUUCCUGAAAGGGAGACUAUUCUGAUUUCUAACUCCUUCAAGAACAGAACAGAGAAAAACAAAUAAAAAAUCCAAGUUUCCACAGCUUACUACCACCCUACCUAAAAAUUGCUAAUUCCAGCAGAAAGCAAUUCUGGAGGUUUUCCCUAUGUGCUUGUGUGACACAUUCAUUGAUUUGAACCCACCCCCUAACAAGGACAAGGCCAUGACAAAAAAAUAAAUUGAAUAAUUAAUGACCAAAAAUAAUUGCCUAUAAAACAAGGUACCCAUUUGUAAAAUUCAAUGUUUUCUGUGUAAUGCAAGUCCAUCAUUCUGCAAACAAAAGGAUACAUGCAUUUACAAGAGGCCAUUUUCUCCCAACAAACUGCAAGAACAAUGGCCAUGGGGUAAAGGGGAAUUAUACUGGAAAGAAGAACAAUGGUAAACCAAACUGGGUGGAGAUGGAAGAAUGAGGAAAUGACGAGUAUCUGGAAGGAGUCAGGAGGAGAGGGACAAAACACCACCUUUGUGUUAGAAUGAAGACUAAAAUGUGUUGGCAAUAAUUUCAGCUCCCUUCUACACGCCUCUUCUGUGAAAUAAAAAAAAACAACACAUGGUUACAUACAGUAUUUACCCUUGAUGGUUUCAUUUGUUAGGCCUAUUAGCUUUGGUGGGGAGUUGAGUCCCUUAGCUUAUGGGGGGGGGGGGGAUAGUGUCCAGCUAUUUGGUAGAAGGUGGCUUAGGAAAAAAAUGCACAACAUCUGAAGAGUCAAUUCUGAGAGCAAGAGUGGCAGGUAGUCCUUGACCUAUGACAUUACAAGACUGCCCCAUAGUACUUACAACCUGGUUUCAAAGUUACAAUAGCCAUCUUCCCCUUCCCACCAUGUGACCACAUUUCAGACACUUGGCAACUGACCUAUAUUUAUGCUUACAGUUCUAUGAUUGCAUUUACUUCAGAUUUUUGGCCCAUAGCAAUUGAUUGGUUCCUUAAAGACCAUUGCAUUUAAAAAAAUAUCUUAAAACUGGGUUAGUCAUGUGGGUGGCUUGCUUUACAGUCAUCAUGUAAUAUAGUCUUGAAGACUAUAUUUGCCUCAGAACCUUGCCUCCCCUUUAAAGGCUAUAUAUACCUUUAAUAAUGGUUUGUUUUCUUCCCCUCAAACACUGGGCCCUCAUGAUUUACAGCAUCAUGUAACAAAUUUCAGCCAUCACUGAGGUGCUAUAAUUUGUCCUCAUUAUUACAUUGCCAUGAUGCUCUAAAUCACUCCUGGAGAUUUCACCCAUGCCUCAGUAUUUAUCUCUGCAUUGUCUGUAUUUUGUGAAAGUGGGCAAAGUGGUGUCGGAGGAGUAUUGAACCUGGAGCAAGUGCUGUGGAUGAUUGAUAGUCUUCCAUUCCUUUCUGUGCUGCAAUCCUGUAGUCAAGUCUAAGAUGGAGAAAGUCUCUGCUGUUACUAACUAGGUUAUUGGCUUUCCAGCCCAUAUCUUUUUCAGGUAUUUUGGCUGGCAUUGCCUCUUACCAGCUAAGUUCAUUGGGUGAGCCAGAAUCAAGUUGAAUUGCAGGCUAAAUAAGAGACAUUUCAUAAAGUGUUGAGGAAUCAACUCUGAUAACAUUUAGGUAUUAAAGUCCUGCUACCUCACCGAUUUUGCCCUUAUUUUUAUUCUCAAAUGUAUUGGAGGGGAAGCUUAAGACAGCCUUGAGUACACCUUUCUUUCCUACCAGCCUAAAAGUUACCUUUUUCACCAGCAGCUGCUAAUAGAAAUUUUUACAGAGUUAAUAAGGAAGACUUAUGUGAUUACAAGCACUUGUGUGUCAGGCUAAAAAGAAAAAGGCAUUUUAGGAUGUUGGUAGCAAUGCCAUUAGUGAAAGAAAAAAAAAGACAUUUCUCUUUCCAAGUAUUUGCUGGGAUUUUGAGAUGGACUUUUGCAAGUAUGUUAUAAAUGCCAACUCUCGUACAGCCUGUUGCAUGCAGGCAUGUAACUGAUUUGUUGCCAUGAGGGGAGAAUUGAAUAAAGUAUACAUUCUUGGCCUUCCUCCACUUCCACAAACUACACAAUUUUAAAUUUUAUUUUGGAUGCACCAUUAAUUUAAAAUAGCACACACAGGACCCUUUCAUCAUUUGGCAAAUUUGAUGAAUAUCUGAAAGGUUCUUAGAGUUCUUUGUCAAACUUAAAUGAAGCAAAAAUAGGGCAACUUGACACUUGAAGUAUUGCUUUAGCUACUGCAGUUUGAAAUGCUAAAACAUUAGUUUUCUCUACUGGCAGAAAUGUACCCUAAGUACAGCAACAGCUUUAGUAAGUUCCACAAUGUGACCCUUGAUGGUGUAACCCUAUUCAACAGCUCUUUUUUAAAGGCAAGAGUUCCUUUUAAACCAUGAAGAAAGAAUGCCCAAAUUUUUUUAAAGGAAAAAAAAGUUUCAACUUUACCUGAAGAUCAUGUUAAGUUUGUCUUUCUUAGUGUAGUAGAACUAGCCAGCUAGUUCUGAAUUUCCAGGAUUUCUAAGUCAUUCAUGCUGCAUUUAGGUGGCUUCUAAACUGAUUCCACCUCCUCACUUUUUGGCUCCUGGUGUUAAUGUUUCAAUGGCACACACACAAAAAAUGCUUUUUGGUGUCAGCUUUUUUGUGUCUUCUUGUAUUUGGAAGUUGUGGGGAUGGGCCAUAUGUGUAUGAUACAUUGGGAGGUUUGAAUCUUAGUUUUCUGUGUAUCUGUUUAAAUUGCACAUUUUCAACUGAUGACCACUCUCUGAAUUUAUCAGAAUUUAAAUUUAUGGUAAGACUUCAAUUAUGUAGGUGCAGUUUUCUGAUGCAACACUUUCUUAAGAGGCUAUCAAACAUGAAUUGUUAUCCUCGGUCACCUAAGCGUGGAUUAAAAUACAAAGACAAUUAAUUUUGUGUUAAUUAAACUCAUUAAUUUUUGAUUAACUAUUUAAUUUUUACCCAGGUGGCAUUUAAAUCUUCUCGGCUGUAUGGGCUCUAAUGAUUUUUGUCUCCUCCCAUCAGCAGGAAGAGGAAGAGGGGAGAAAUCACCCCGCCAGCACAAUUUGAAUUAUCUCAAAAUCUCUAUACCACUGCUGCCUUUUCUUUGUUUCACAUGACCUACUACCUAUCAUUUUUGCCAGAACUAUAGUUUUAUGCAAUUUGGCAUUUAGCCCUAUGACAAAAUUGGUUCACUUUUGGCUCAUAGACCUUUUCCUUUGGUUUUCUGUCUCUUUCGCUUUCUUUUCUUUUCUCUGCAAGUUUUCUAGUGGACAAAGGACAUCUGAGAUAAUACCUCACUCCACUGCUUCAAAA